This is a messenger RNA of Acanthocheilonema viteae, 1353 nucleotides long. NCBI's taxonomy places the organism in Eukaryota, Metazoa, Nematoda, Chromadorea, Rhabditida, Onchocercidae. The record is from the annotation of a GenBank genome assembly.
AUGAAUUCUCGUCAUUUUGCAGACAAUAAUUCCACAACGACGAAAUCACCCAAAGUUGGUUACAAUUCAUUAUGGUUACCGCGUCCAUUCCGAAUCAUUUGCUGUCUCAGUGGAUAUCCGGUACCGGAAAACCCGCGGAUUAUUCGAAAUUGGACUCAUGAAGAAUCGGAUUACGUAACUGAUGAGCGUUACGAUGAACACGGUGUUAAUGUUGGAUCUCGAACGACAGGUGCAACAAAAGAGAGGGUGACUUCUAAGUGUCGCAUAUAUCACGGCAGCUAUCUUCUCUCCGCUUCAACACUCUUCACUUUUGAUGAUUUCACUGGCAUAGGUGUGGUCUGUAAAUGUCCAGAAGUGCCAGCAAAUGAAUACUUGGAUCGAAAUUGCAGACGCCUUAAGCCGUGCCUUAAUAAUGGCCAUCGUCCACUCAAUUCAAAUUCAUAUUGCAUCUGUCCUGAGCCAUAUUUUGGCGCGCGAUGUGAGAAAUAUUGCGAUCAUGGUCAACGAAUGAGAGGCGCAGAUGGUCGUGAUUAUUGCGCGUGCACACCAUUUUAUCAGGAUGAGGAGUGUCGAAAUAUAGUUUGUUUGAAUGGUGGCACUCAGAUGCGACAUCAGUGCUUAUGUCCACCAAAUUUUCUCGGUUAUCAUUGCGAAAUUGAUGCCAAUCAUACAUCGGUUAUGUUGCGAUUUCAUGGUUAUCGUGAACAGAAUGUGUACGAAGACAAUAAUCUUCUUACUCGAGAUGUAUCGAGCACAAUAUUCAGCCUUGUUAUGAUCGCUGUCCUCAUCCUUUCUAUGUAUUUGUUAAUGAAGCAUCGAAUGCAGGUACAAAAUCGGUUUGCUACUGUUCGACGUGAAGCAUUAGCCCGAUCAGGCAUUGAAAUUAAUUCACGUCUUGGCAAUAUACUAGUACCGGAGGAUUCGAGAAUUUUAUCAUUCAGAAUCAAUAGAUCUCCCAAUGAGGGACCUCCUCCUUACAUCAUAAGCCCCUAUCGAGGAAGAUCCCAUCAAACAGACAUUCUGCCACCAUUACCAACCUAUGAAGAUGCUACUAAAUUACCUCCGUUUAUUAGGUCACAAAUGGAAGAAGAAACAAGUAUAGAAAUGGAAGAAGAGGUAAUUCAAAAUGAAAUUGCAUUACCAAGUGAAUUGCAAAUUACUGAAAUAAACAGUAACAAUGAAUCAUCAACAGUACAUUCUUCAUUUGAUCCAUCGGAUUUACCGGAAAUAGUGGCUACCUCAGUAUCCGAGAGGUCAUCCGUACAUGUGCAUAUUUUCACCACUGAUGAAAAUAUGCACAUGUACGGAUGUUCUAUGUUUAGUAAGAAAUUUCCAACAAGAAAGAGUAUAUGA